AUGGUUACGGGCUCAAACAUAAGCCUGAAACAUAUUCCCCACAGCCUGAACGUUUCUCCACAGCCUGAAACAUAUUCCCCACAGCCUGAACGUUUCCCCACACAUCAGGCGUUUCCCCACAGCCUCUACGUUUCCCCACAGCCUGAAACAUAUUCCACACAGCCUCAACAUUUCCCAACAGUAUCAGGCGUUUCCCCACAGCCUGCAACACUUCCCAACAACUUCAAACGUUUCCCCAACAUUUUCCCACAGCCUGAGACAUCCCCUAAUAGCGUCAAACAUUUCCCCACAGCCUCAACGUUUCCCCACAGCCUGAAACAUUCCACAACAGCAUCAGACAUUUCCCCACACCUCAAACGUUUCCUCAUAACUUCAAACGUUCCCUACAGCCUCAAAAGUUCCCUCAACCUCAGACGUUUUCCCACAGCCUCAAACGUCUUCCCACACUCUCAAACGUUUCCUCAACAGCCUCAAAUAUUUUCAAACAGCCUCAAACCUUUCCCCACAACCUCAAACGUUUCUCUACAACCUCAAACGUCUUCCCUCAGCCUCAAACGUUUCCCCAAAUCCUCAAACAUUUCCGCACAGCCUCAAAGGUUUUCCUACAGCCUCAAACGUGGACAGCCUAAAAUGUUUUCCCACAGCCUCAAAAGUUUCUACACAACCUCUAAACGUCUUCCGACAUCCCCACAACCUCAAAAGAUUUCCCACAGCUCCAAACGUUUCUCCACAGCCUCAAAACGUUCCCCUAAACGUUCCACGACCCCGCACCACAACAACGGCAGCCGGUCAAGAGGAGCCCGAAGACCGAACGCCAAGAUGAAUUGUAUGCACGGCCUUGGCGGAUGA
Messenger RNA from Penaeus indicus, 849 nucleotides. RefSeq lists its product as uncharacterized. The record is from RefSeq and is a predicted model, not a curated record. NCBI's taxonomy places the organism in Eukaryota, Metazoa, Arthropoda, Malacostraca, Decapoda, Penaeidae. The coding region runs from base 1 to 849 and encodes 282 amino acids. The transcript is spliced from 5 exons.